AUGACCAGCCUUGUGAAGCCUCCAAUUGUUGCUAUGCCUAUCCAUUCCCUUCCAGGUUCAUCUGCCACUGCUUCCUAUGCUGAUCCAGAGCUAGCAGAAUUUGAGGCUAUGGAUCUGGACGCCCAGUUGGACAAGCUUGAGAAACUCAGCUCUACUCCUGGCAAGGGCAAGUACAAGGCGGUGGAUGAGGAAGUGGAUAGAGUGAAGAUCUAG
Molecule: messenger RNA, 213 nt
Organism: Prunus armeniaca (apricot)
Lineage: Eukaryota; Viridiplantae; Streptophyta; Magnoliopsida; Rosales; Rosaceae
Source: the annotation of a GenBank genome assembly